CAACAUCUUGUAGCGGACAGAAGACGCGACCGCACGGAGUGGAACGACAAAAACGGCGAAACACUCACAAAAGCGGAUCGUGGCAAUGACCCAGAAGCAGUAGAGCGUAUCCCUCGCAAACAUAAUCGAUCUGGAUCUGAGAGAUUGUAGAUGGAUUCUAAUUCUUGCAGAAGUUUCUAAAUGCAGCUUUUCAGUGCGCCAUGAAACGGUCGCUCAACUUGAGGACCGCUAGUGGGCAAGACCUUGUUUAUUUCCACUCAUGAUCACGCAGCACGGAAGAUUUUUGUGUCCUGACGCUGCAAGGGGAAUGUCACAGGACUGGAUGAACAUCUUUCAGACAGCCCGGGAAGUACUAGAUGUUUGCAAUGCAUAGAACAAGAGGUCUAUGGAGAGAAAAAAGUUUGUCACAGUCACUAAGUUGCAGGUUUUGCAUUGCAAAUUUUUUUUGCAUCACAACUUCUUCUUGUAUUGCAGAAACACUAGGGAAAUCCCUUAUGAAGUGUGGCUGUGAUGCAUUUUUACGCAUGACAGACAAUUUUGUCUUGCAAAAAUGCCCAUGGGUGAUCGUGGCGAACUUUUUUCUUUUCAUAAGGUCCUGCACUUCGACCAGUUUCCAGCUCUUCUCCGGCCCCCGGUGGAAGCGGAUCCAUUUUACCUGAGCGAGAUAUGAAUUGCAAAAGUGUCUGGGUCUGGAAGAAUGGCAGACUUGUCAUGCAGGUUUUCCAUGACCCAUCAGGUCUGGUAUGUAGGACAUAGCAUGACAGAUUCAGAUUCUGUGAGAGCUCUAUCAUGCCUAUCCUGCAUGAGAAACUGCCUCGCGAUUAGGUCAAAAGUGGACAGCUUGUGGUAAUCAUGCAACACAGGUGUCUUUUUACAUGAUUCAGAUUUAGCAUGACAAGUUGCAUCCUUCCAGACCCAGACACUUUUACAUUUGAUACGAGAAGCUGCGCCACCAAAGCAGCGGGUUUAACUGGCGCAAUAUCCAGUGCAAAUCAUAUGUCCAGGUCUGGAAAGUUGGAACUUGUCAUGCUAGCUGUACAUCCCUGGGUGGAAAUCUGUAUUGCAUACCCAACACAAGUCGCAGCCUCUCUUUUCAUGCGACAAAACGUAGUUUCUCGUGCGGACCACUGCACUACGAGAAAGCGUUUUAGCAAGUUGUCAUGCUGGGGCGCAAUCGGACGUGUUUCCAUCAUCUACAUUGAUUUUAGUAUCACAAGUUCUCUCCAGAGGACCCAGACAUGCUUGCAAUUGAUACGCAACGCUUUGGUGCCUGUCAUCGGAUUCAACUUCGCCAAUCUGCUCUUCGUCUACCCCUUUGCCGUCAAUG
This is a messenger RNA of Amoebophrya sp. A120, 1327 nucleotides long. The record is from the annotation of a GenBank genome assembly. Lineage: Eukaryota; Dinophyceae; Syndiniales; Amoebophryaceae.